AUGACAGAUGACACUUCACAGUCGAUUACCAUUUGUCCACCACCAGCCACUCAACAGAUGCCCACCGUGGUUGCUCCUCUUCCUUUAAAGUCAAGCAAAAUUAGCUUCAUUCGGCCAUCAGAUGCUCACUUUCCCAUGCUUGGAGAUGCCUUGGCUAUCUGUCUGGAUGCCUCGCCCGGUUUGCGUUAUCAGUUAAAAGCUAGUGACUGUAUCUGCAAAGACUUUAAUGUGAAACAUGAUGAAGGCACUGUAACACCAGCCUCAAUCGUCCCUGAAGCUAGUCAUCCCUUAGCUUCUACGAAGAAAAAACUGGUAUCAAAUAAUGUACCCUUAGCCACGGAAGCCUUUGAACAUCUGAAGCUGUGCCCACUAGCCAAACGGAGUUCUCGUAUGGCAAGUAUGCCAGAAUACAAGGCAGACCAUCUACUCAAAUCUGCCCAUGAUCUGUACACAUUGGGAGGUUUAAAUGCAGUUUCAAUGGUAAGCAUGACAAUGCGUAUCAAGAAACUGGCAUUGCUGUAA
Protopolystoma xenopodis is the source of this 522-nucleotide messenger RNA. NCBI's taxonomy places the organism in Eukaryota, Metazoa, Platyhelminthes, Monogenea, Polystomatidea, Polystomatidae. The record is from the annotation of a GenBank genome assembly.